Messenger RNA from Plasmodium gaboni, 6318 nucleotides. RefSeq lists its product as hypothetical. The coding region runs from base 1 to 6318 and encodes 2105 amino acids. The transcript is spliced from 3 exons. NCBI's taxonomy places the organism in Eukaryota, Apicomplexa, Aconoidasida, Haemosporida, Plasmodiidae. The record is from RefSeq and is a predicted model, not a curated record.
AUGUGCAAGGAUAAAAAGAAAAAGAUAUUAAAAGCUAUAAAGGUGCUAGAAAAAAAAGAUGAAAAAGAAGAAGAGAAAUUAAUAGAAUUAAUAAACGAGGUGGACCAGAUUUUUUUGCAUUGUUUAAAAAAUGAUGAAGAUAUAUAUAAUAAAAAAAUAAUAAAUACAUAUAUUAUUCCUUAUAUGAAUUUAUUAUUAGAAAGAUUAUUAUUUUAUUAUAAAGAUGAUGGUAUGAAUAAUAAUAUGGAAGAUAUAUCAAAUAAAGUAAAGAUAUUAUCACAUGUAUUAAUAUUUUUAUCUUCUAUUAUAAAAAUAAAUAAGAAAUAUUCAUAUAUUAUUAUUUGUUAUUAUGUGAAUUUAUUAGAAUCUAAAUAUCAUUUAAUAAAAAUUGUAGAAAAUAUAAAAAAUAUAAUUCUUCAUUUAUUGAGAGGUUUAUUAUUUUCUUUUGAUAUAAUUUAUAAUGAAUUAGAAAAUAUAAAAAGAGGUAUACAAAAUUAUGUAUUAUUAAAAUGUAAAUUAUUUAAUAUGAUUAUUAAUUUUCAUUUUAAUCCUUUCUUAUAUAAUCAUCCUUAUAAAUAUAUCUUAAUCAAAAAUUUAUUCUUAAUAAUUACAAAAGAAAUUAUCUUUUAUUUCCAUAUUUUAAAAAAUAAAAAAAAUAUAUUUAAACAGAUAUUAAUACAAGCAAAACCUACACAUCAUUUAAUAAAUAAUAUAUUAAACAUUAAAUAUUUGGAUUAUCUAAUACAAAAAGAUAAUAUUAAAAAUAAUUAUGAUCAUUUUAUUCUUAUAUGGCUGGAGCAAAACAUUAGACUCUUUAAUGAUCUUAUACUUUUUUAUAUUAGAAACGACAACACAUCUGAUACUUCAAUUUGUCAAUCAAAGGAUAAAAAUAAUGACAAUAUAAAUAAAAGUAAUACUAAUAACAAUUUUGAAUACCAAUCUGAAUUAGAUGAAGAAGAGAAGAUCACAAAAGAAUACGUGGAAGAUACAUAUAAAAUAGAUAUUUAUAAUAAAUUAAUAUAUUAUAUAAAUGAUAAUAAUUAUCAAUACAAUAUUAUGUAUGAUAACAUAAAUAAUAAUAACAAAAGAGAUACUAUUAAUUAUACAUUUUAUUAUAAUAAUAAUAAUAAUAAUAAUACAUAUUUAGAAAAUGAAACUAAUCAUAUAUAUGAAAAAUAUAUGGAUUAUGAAGAUAAUUUUUAUUCAUCCAAAUAUUUAUUAAAUGAUAAUAAAAGUUAUAAUAAUAAAAAUAUAUAUUCUAUCCAUAUGUAUCAUCUAAUUAGCAACAUUGAUCAUAUAAAAAUAGAUAGUUUAAUUUUUUUAACUCACCUAAUAAAAAAUAUAUUUUCAUUAAUAAGACAAGAACCAUUUAUCUUAAAUUUUUUUGUAGAAAAUAUUUUUAUUAUGAUAAAAAAAUUAUUAAACCUUUUUGAUGUAUAUAAAAAAAGUGAUGAUAUAUUAAUAAAAGAGAAAGAAAAUCAAAAUGCACCUAUUAAAAAUGUUGGUGAUAACACCACCAACAAUAAUAAUAAUAAUAAUAAAAAUAAUAAUAUGUAUAAGAACAAAAGGAUAUACAAAAUUAAAGUUGUUGAAUGCCUUUUAGAAUAUAUAAAAAACGAACUGUAUAUAUUAAUAUGUAAAAAAAAUGUAAACGCACCCUUUUAUUAUUCAUAUAUUAAUAAACUAUUAAAUAUUAUAGGAGAAAAAGGAACAACAGAAGAACUAAUAAAAAAAAAAUUUAAUACAAUAAAUAAUAUUUAUAAUAUAGAUAUUAUGAAAGAAGAUAAAAAGAUACAUAUUGUAGAUAAUAAUUAUCAGAAAUUUAAAAGAAAUAUUUUAAGAAAAGAUAAUUAUGGAUAUAAAAAAAUAACAAAAGAACAUAUUGAUAUAAUGUGUUAUUUGAAAGUAAAAAUGAAUGAAACUGAUAGUAAUAUGAAACAUAAAAAAGAAGAAAAAGAAAAUAUGUUCAUAAAUCAGAUUAUUAAAAAAUUAUAUCUUACUAAUUUUAAAUUAGAUAAGAAAUAUUAUCAAAGAUUUAAUUGUUCAAAGGAUGUUAAUAUAGAAGAUUUAAUUGAAAAUGAAAAGAAAAAUAAUAAAAUAGGUAAGGAAAAAUAUUAUCAUGAUAAAAAUGUACUAUGUGAUGAUAAAAAUGUACUAUGUGAUGAUAAAAUAACACGUGUUAGUCAAUCAACAAAUAAUAAUAUCAAUAACAAAGAUGAUGAUGAUGAUGAUGAUGAUGACGAUGAUGAUGAUGACGAUGAUGAUGACGCAGGUAAUAAUUUAAUUCAAAAAUUUAUGAGCAAAUUUAUAACAUCAAAUAAAUGUCAAAAGGAUGAGGAAAAAGAUAAAGAAAAAGAUAAAGAAAAAGAAAAAAAAAAUACUGACCAGGACAAUAACAAAAUAGAUAUUAUAGAUGAUUAUAUUUAUAAUUAUCAUUAUAAUGAUGAUAAUAUUAUUAUUGCAAAGAAUUAUGAUUCACAAAAUGAAGAAUUAUUAAAUGUAAAAGAUAUAAAAUAUACUGAUUUAUAUAGAAAAUUUUUUUUUAGUGAUAUAAAAUAUUAUGAAAAUAUAAAAGAUAAAGAAGAUAUCUUAACGAAUAUAGAUUUAUAUUAUUUUAUCAUCUUCUCUCAAAUAAUAAAUAAUAAUUUAGAAAAUCAAGUGAAAGUAUUAGGUGAAAAUAUUUUCUUAAAUAAAAUAAAUAAUAUAAAAAUUAUAAACAAUAUUGUAAAAAGAAUUAUAUUUAAUCAUAUGUUAAAAGAGCAACUGAAAUUAUUUUUCUUAUGUUUAUAUAUAAUAAAAAUUAAUUCAUUUAAUAUAUAUCAAGAAAAUAUACCCAGCGAUAUAUUUAUGAACUAUUCAACACUUUUUAAGUUAUAUAACAAUUUGUUGUUUUAUUUGUAUAUACAAGAGGAAAAAAAAAAAAAAAAAAAAAAUAUAUAUAUAUUAAAAUUAAACCAUGAAGAAGAUGUAAAUGUAAAAGUAAAUCAAAAUAUAGAUGUAUAUCAAAAUAAUUCUUGUGUUUAUAAUUUUACUCUGGAUGAUACUUACCAUAUAAUGGAGAACGAAAAUAUUAUUGACAAUUCCAACAUUUUAGGAUAUACAAAAGUGUGCUAUAAUUAUUUUUUUAAGUUAAAAAAAAAAUUAGAUAAUUCAAACACAUCAUGUGUAUAUCGGAGCGAAUUACAAAAUAAAUCGUUCAAAAUAAAAUGCACUUAUGACGAGACAUUAAAUCUUAUACUUUAUAUCCUACAUAAUGAAAAUCUUUUAUUAAAACAUAGAGAUCAAUAUAUAAAAACAUUUAUAGAGCAAAUAUUAGAAACACCAAAGUUAUCUUUUUCUUUUUUUAUAUAUCUUAUUAUAUGGUUACAUAAUAUAGAGGUUCAUGUAGACUUUAAAGGAUAUAUUAACAAUACAAAUAGUGAUAAACAAAUCAAUAUAAAAAUAAAAGAGACUAUAAUACAAAGUGAUACAAAUCUAGAUAUAAAUAAAGAAGAUCAAGAAGAUGUAUAUGCUAAUUUAAAAAUGAACCAUAAUAAAAAUAAAGAAAAUAUCAACAUUAAUAUAUCAGAUGAUCAUAUGAUACAAAAUAUUAAUGAUUAUACAAAUAAUUAUGAAACAGAUUCAUAUUUUAAUGUUGAUUUUUCAGAUCAUGCAUAUUCAGAGAGUGAACAUAGUAAUGACACUUCAACAAGUAAUAAUAUAAAUAAUGAUGAAUUAAAAAAUGAAGCAUGUAAUUAUUAUGAUAAUAACAAUGGUAAGAAUAAUGAUUUGAACCAACCUAUUUCUAUGAAUAAUAAUAAUUCGAACCAAUCUAUUUCUAUGAAUAAUGAUUUGAAACAACCUAUUUCUAUGAAUAAUAAUAUUUCAUAUAAUAAUUAUUACAAUGAAGAAAAGAAAAAUUAUAAAGAUGAACUAUUUAAUAUUAAUUAUUAUAUUAAAUAUAAUAUAAGCAAAUCAACAAACAUGUCAAAUAAUAUUUUAUGCUUUUCUUUAAUAUCUAAUUUAUUAAAAAAGAAUCAAAAUAUUAAAUGUAAAAAAACCAUAUUGUGUAUUUAUAUGAAUACAUUAUUUAAUUGUAGAAAUGAUAUAAGAACAUUAUUAAAAAAAUUAAUAACAGCUACAAAAGGUAUAUAUAAUAAUUCAUUAAAUUAUUUUGUAUAUACUAAGAAAAUAUUUAGAUAUUAUCAUAAAAUUUUUAUAUUAUUCUUAUUAUAUAUUUGUAAUAUGUAUUUCCAAAAUUUGAAAGAUGAUAUAUUAUUUUUUUCUUACUAUCCAUUUUAUUUAUGGCCAGUAGAACUACUAAAUUUUAUUCAUAACUUUUUAUUAUCAAAUUUUAGUUUUUUUUAUAACGAUAUUAUAUCACUUUUUAGAAAUAAUAAACAACUUGGAUCUUAUGAAAAAAAAAUAUUCUCAUCUAAAGAUUAUAAUAAUAUAAAUAAACAAGUCGACCUUUUUUUGAAUAACUUUUAUAGCUCAACGGUUGAAGAUGGGUCCCUUGAAUCUUUUAUGAAAGACACGGAUUUUUUUAAUAAUAAGAAUGAAAUAGGAGAACAUGAAAAUUGUAGUAGUAAUAUAAAUAAUCAUAAUAACAUAAAAAAUAUAUCGCUUAAUAUUUAUGGACAAAAUUUCAUAGAACAAGAAGAAAAAGAAUGUUUACAUAAAAAUGAAAUAUCACAAAGAAUAUUAUUAGAAGAAAUUUUCAUCUUCUUAUUUAUAAAAACUAUAGAUUUAUUAGAAGAUAAUAACCUGUGGUUGAAAUUAAAAGAAACCAAUAUUUUUUUAAAUUUCUUAACUAUUAAUUAUGUAAAAGAAUUAAUUAAAUUUAUUUUUUCUAAUAUCCAAAAUACUUAUGAAAAAAAUAAAGAAAAUUUCUGGUUACAAUUUAAUAUAUUAAUUAAUGAACAAAUAGAAGAUGAUAAAACAAAGAAUAAUGAGAAUAAAAUAUAUUUAAAAUUAAAAGAAAUAUCAAAUUUUGUAUUAAAUUCUAUUGAUAAUUAUUUAAGUAUAUGUGUGAGAUCAACUAUAUUUUUUCAUUUAUAUAUAUUUAUUUUUAAUAAUUGUAAAAAAAAGGAAAUAAAAAAAUUAUUACUCAACAAAUUUAUUAUAACCUUGCCUUUAUUAAAAUCUUUGUUUCAUGAAGAAUUUUUUAGAAUAUUGAAAUAUAACAAUAAAAUAUUAAGUCAAGGCAAAGAACAAGAUGAUAAUAUAAUGGAAAAGAGCCAUACACAAAACCAUAAUGAGGAGCAUAAUAAUGAUCAUAAUAAUGAUCAUAAUAAUGAUCAUAAGGAUGAUCAUAAUGAUGAUAAUAAUGAUGAUCAUAAUAAUAAUAAUAUUGAUAAUGAACAAAAUAAAAAUCUUAUUAACAAAAAUGAAGAUAAAAAUAAUAAUAAUAUUGUUCUAGAAGAAUCCAAUGAUAUAAAUAAUAAUGAUAUAAAAAAUACAGAAGAAAAUAAUCCAUUUCAAAUUAAUAUCGAAAUAAUAAAAUAUAUAUAUAAAUCUCUACCCUCUUCUGAUGAGAAUUAUAUGAACUUUUUAAAUUUCUGUUUUAAUUUGUAUUUGGAAAAUAAUAAUUUCGAAUUCAUUAUAGAAAUGAUUGCAUUCUUAAAAAAAGAACAAACGUUACAAAUAUUUAAUGAUAUUAUAAAAAAUGAAAAUAUAGAUGAAAAUAAAAAAAUCGAAUUCAUGAAAUGUUGUAUCAAUAAUAUAGUAAAAUUACCAUAUGCUUAUAUUCUAGAGAAAAAAAAAUAUAACGAUAAUGAUAAUGAAACAUAUUAUGUAACAAAUGCUGAUAUUUUUUAUCUAUAUUAUAAUUUAAAUAAAUAUAAAAAUAUACAAAGAGUUAUGUUAGAUUAUUUUGUAACCAAAGUCAAUUUAAACACAAUAGAUAAUGAUGAUAAUACUAAAAUGUUUAAUGAUAUAACAAUUAAAGAUUUAGCUAGUAUAAUACAACAAAUAGCAGAAAAUAAUAAUACAAUCUUUCCUAUUUAUGGAAGAUUCUUAUGUCAAAUUACAAAAAAUAUUAAUAUAUUAAGAGAAUUUGUAAGUAGUAUUAUUAUACCUUUAUUAAUACAAAAAAAAAUUUGGACAAAUAAAUUUAUAUGGAAAGGAUGUCUCAUGUGUAUAUCGAUGUUAUGGCCAGACUUUAAGCACUCCCUUUUUUAUAUUUUUUUUAUGUUACCAUCGGAUGAAUGCUCUACCUUAUUUCAUGCCUUAGAACAGAAACAUUCUAUUUCUAGCGAUUUAAUUGAAUUAAUAUCCACAAAUGAACAGGCCAAAAGAAUGUGUCCUGAUUAUUUGAAGAAUUUACUGAAUACAUGA